AUGACCACUGUAGAGGCCACUCGUUGUGUUGGUAAGACAGGAGUCUCUGACAUCGCCGGAUGUGGCCUUCGCGAGCCGAAUGAUUGUGAUCAGGAGGUUUACGAGGAGAGUCGUGGGCGACAAGCAUUGCUUGCAGACUGGAUACGUGGGAAGAGGAGUCGCGUGGCAGGAAUUGUCUGCUCUGACAUUCCAAGUCGAAGGAAAAGAAGUAUGAUGCAGACGAGAAGUCCGGGCGGUCAACAGAAUGACGACCAUCACGGCAAGCUCGAGGCUCGCUGGAAUUUCCCCAAACGGCAGGUUCUGGAUCCUUCGUGUCGACUCGUGGCUUGUCCUGCACAAUUUCAAUGGCCGCGUGGUCACGGUCCCCAUCGUGGUAUAGUCGCUGAGAAGGACAGCUCGAGGAAGAGUUGGAAUUGCAGACGUGUCGUCCCAGCCAUAUCUCAGCUGAUUGUAGGGAUCUACAUUGGCUCGGCUCCCCGUAAAUGA
Zasmidium cellare ATCC 36951 is the source of this 486-nucleotide messenger RNA. RefSeq lists its product as uncharacterized. The record is from RefSeq and is a predicted model, not a curated record. NCBI's taxonomy places the organism in Eukaryota, Fungi, Ascomycota, Dothideomycetes, Mycosphaerellales, Mycosphaerellaceae. The transcript is spliced from 2 exons. Bases 1 to 486 code for a protein of 161 amino acids.